AUGUGCGACGCCACGGGGCCCGUGCGCUCUGGCGAGGCGCGCUUCCCCUCUGCCAUGGCCGCCGCGGCGUCGCCAGCGGCACUGCCAGCUCACCCGUACGGGCAGCUGGGCGCGUUCGAGACCCGCCUCUCGCGGGCCGAGCUCCGCGGCGAGUGGCUCGAGGAGGAGGCGGUGCGGGAGCUGCAGACCAAGGUCGGCUCCUGGGAGCGGGCGCAGCCGCAGCUGCGCAACACUCUGGCCGAGCUGAAGGCCCAGGUCGGUGCCCUCGCCGACGAGAUAGGCUCGCGUGUGGCGCAGCUGGACGGCCUGGACUGCAGGCUCUGGGAGCUGCAACGCCAGGGUGUCACUGCCGCCGUCAGUCCCUUGCUUGAGCCUCUGCUGUCGCGGAUGGAGGCCCAGGAAUCGAAUGCAGCAUCCAUAUGCAUGCGCAUGGAUACCAUCCAAGAGCAGGUGGCUGCUGUCGCCUUGGGCGACCGCUCUCGGCAGCCACCAUGCGUCGUGGGCAGCUCGUUGACAUCGCCAACUACAGACCGCUUGGACGAGCUGGAGCGCGCGAGCAGCGAAGCCCAUGACUGCCUCGAGGCUAUCUUCGCGCGGCUCACCGCGCUGGAAGGGGCUGUUGAGCAAGACGGCCUUCGGCAGCGCCAUGCCGGAUACGUGGCGGCGGCUGAGGCGAAACACGAUGCUGAGGCUGAGCAAGGGUGGCUGCGAAGGCUCGAGCUCCUGAGCACCGAGGCGGCGGCGCAGCACGCAGGCCGCCCGUGGUGCGAGGAGGAGGGCUCGAGGCCCGCCAGUCGACUGCCGCAGUCCGAGCGCAAAAGCCCAGACGCCAGAGUGGAGGCGCACGUGCUGACGGCGCAGGCAGACGCGCCAGAGACGUCUCCCGAGGAGCAGGAGCGACUGCUGCAGCCCCGCCGCAUAGCCGCGGCAGAGAAGCGGCUGGAGCAGCUGGAGGCGGAGUCUGGGGACCUCGCUUCGCGGCUGCGCCGGCGGGAGGGCCUGACGAGCUCUGCCCUGUCCAGGCUGGACGCCCUCGAGUCCCUCGACGCAGGAGGCCUGCAGCGCCGCCUCGGCGGCCGCUUGACGGUGCUGGAGGCGAAGGUCUCCCAGCUGGAGCUCUCCUCAGAGGAGGCCGACUGGCACAGCCGACUGGACGCCAUGCAGAGCAGGCUCUCCGAGCUCGAGGGCGCCAGUGCCGGCACCGCGCGACUGCUCGAGCUGGCCCGCGCCGCCGACGGCCGCCUGGCCGAGCUCGAGAGCCAGGUGGCGACUGCGGCUGCCCGCCUGGCCGAGGCGGAGGCGCGGGGGGACGAGGGGCUGUCCUCGAUGGUGGAGAGGCUGCGCAGGCUGGAGGAGGCUCCCGGGCCUGCCGCGCAGCUGCGGGAGGAGUGCACGGCGAAGGUCCAGGAGGCGCGGGGGCUGCUGGACCAGCUGCUGUCCUCGGAGCUCGAGGUCGCGGUCGCCAGCCUCGGCUCGAGGCUCGGGCUGCUGGAGGCCCAGUCCUGCUCGCGUGAGCAGCCUGCGGCCGAUGCGUGGGCGCGGCUCGAGGAGGAGCAGGCGGCGCUGCGCCUGCGCGGCGAGGCCGCCCGGGUGGACGAGGCCAUCGCGGAGCUGCAGCGGCAGCGGGAGGAGGAGCAGCGCGAGCGCCGGGCGCUGGCCUCCGGGCUGGAGUCCAGGGUGGCCGAGUACGACCGCUGCGCCCGGGUGGUGUUCCGCGACGUGGUGCCGCGACUGGGCGAGCUGACGGAUGCCUUGGACGAGGCGCGGCGAGAGACCGGGGUGCUCCGCGGGCGCCUUCUCGCGGCGGAGGCGGAGGUGCCGCGGGCCCGCCACGCCCUGGCGCCCCCCGCCGCGCAGGCGGUGCCGCUGCUCGGCCUCCCCGGGCGCCCGCGGGGCACGGCCGGCGACCAGGAGGUCAGCUGGCAGGAUUGCGAGGAGUUCUCCAUGAGCAAGAUUGGCAUCGACCGGUUGCGCAUCCUGGGGUACAACGCCCAUCGGCAGGUUUUCGAGACACUCGAGCAGUGCCUAGUCACAGCUGGGCAGGAUGCCAUUCUGUCAACCCUGCAGACCCGCUGGGGGCUCCGAGCUUGUAGCCAGACGCAUGUGAUCUGCGUGAAGUUCAAGCGAUGCCUCAUCCUCUGUCUCGGCCUCGACGCGCUCCUGAGCGGGCUCGAGUGCUUUGUGAUCGCAGCAAAAGGCUGCGACGAACUGGACAAGCAACUCGCGCGGUGUUGGAGAUUUUGUGACAGUCUUAAAUGUGCGAGUGAAGUGGCGGAUGAAGGUCUUCUUGGAUCGCCAGCCAACAACGUAGAUUUGCUACUCGACGAAGAUGUCGCCGACGAGUUCUGCAAUUUCGACGUUGCAGUGCUGCGCGCCAACAACAGCUGGGAGCUCGCGGACGUAGCGGCAGUCGUCUACCAACGUCUAUCCGUCCUCGCCGUCGCGGGGUCUGUGGCCGCCGUGAUCGGAGGAGGGAAGGCCCACGAGGAGGAGUCCAAAGAGAUGAUGGCGGAAACCGCAAAGGCCAACGCGGCCGACCUGGAAAGCUCGAGGCCGUUCCUCCGCAUAUUCCUGGCGUUGAGCGUGUGCAUGGCUCAGAUGGGCGAUCCGAAGCCGCGUGACCAGGGGCGGAAGCAUUAUUUCGAGCAGAUGAAGCAGCUCUUCGAGGAAAGGCUGAAGGACAUCGCGCUCGAAGAGAUGGGCCAGACUGUGCAGUAUUGGAGCUGA
Prorocentrum cordatum is the source of this 2727-nucleotide messenger RNA. The record is from the annotation of a GenBank genome assembly. Lineage: Eukaryota; Dinophyceae; Prorocentrales; Prorocentraceae.